CGAACUCCACGCCAGCAACCACCCCUCCACGUGUUCAUCCGACGUGGCAACCAACCUUCUCCCUCAAGCUUGAUUUUAGGGCUCUUCGUAGCCAGCAGAGAGCAGCCAGAGAACAGAGAUGAAUGGUGGAUGAGCGGGAGACACGAAAUGGAAGAGGACGUGGGGAAGGGGAAGAUCAUGGAGGUCAGUGAGAAGAAGGAGAAGAAGAAGAAGCUGAUGGUGCUUGUGUGGGGUUACCUUCCUGGAGCCUCACCUCAGAGAUCUUCUAUUCUUCAUCCCAUGGCUGUCCCUUUGCCAGGCUCUUCAACCAGUGGGGACUCGUGGAGGGAUGUGUGCGGUGGUGGAUGCGGCUUUGCCAUGGCUAUCUCAGAAUCUGGCAAGCUUCUUACUUGGGGUUCAACCGAUGACAUGGGUCAAAGUUAUUUGACUGCAGGGAAGCAUGAGGACAUUCCAGAGGCGUAUCCUCUCCCCACUGAAGUAGCUAUAGUGAAGGCUGCUGCAGGGUGGGCUCACUGCGCUGCAGUUACAGCUUUUGGAGAAGUCUACACAUGGGGUUGGAAGGAGUGUGUGCCUUCUGGGACGAUCAUUGUAGACCAAAACAUGGAAGUUCCCCCUGAUAAGGAUGAAAAAGAGGGUAUGUUUUCGGUGAUCAAGACAAUUUCACAAAGCAUUUCAGUGAACCCCAGGUCAAGUAGUGGAACUCAAUCAAGUAAUGAAAGCAGAAGCGCAGAGGAAAGUGCAAAGCGCAGGAGAUUAUCUUCAUCUAGACAAGGACCAGAAAGCUCAACAUCCGGUGAUGAGACUCUGUCAGCUCCUCCAUGUCUGGUAACUCUCAAAACAGGUGUGAGGAUUACGGCGGUAGCUUCUGGUGGGCGUCAUACAUUGGCAUUGUCAGACAUUGGCCAGGUUUGGGGUUGGGGCUAUGGCGGGGAAGGGCAGCUUGGUUUAGGUUCUCGUAUUCGCUUGGUGUCAUCUCCUCAUCCAGUUCCUUGCAUUGAAUUGGGUGCUUAUGGAAAGGACCGACCAGCAGCUUUGAGAAGGAACAUUGGUUCAGAUGAGCAGGUUUAUAAGGUCAUUGGAAGCUACGUGAAGACCAUUGCUUGUGGGGGGCGUCACAGCAUCGUUGUCACUGAUACUGGCGCAUUACUAACUUUUGGUUGGGGACUUCAUGGGCAGUGCGGGCAAGGUAGUACAGAUGAUGAGUUGAGUCCAAAAUGUGUCCCAUCUCUUCUCACUGUUAAAAUUAAAGGAGUUGCUGCUGGCUUGUGGCAUACCAUUUGCAUCUCCGCUGAAGGCGCCAUCUAUGCAUUUGGUGGGAAUCAGUUUGGGCAGCUGGGAAUAGGUUCUGAUCAAGCUGAGACUUUGCCUAAACUGGUGAACCCUCCAUGUUUGGAGAACAAGAAAGCCAAGAUAGUCUCUUGUGGUGCUCGGCACAGUGCCAUUACAACUGAGGAUGGGGAGGUGUUCUGCUGGGGUUGGAACAAGUAUGGUCAGCUUGGAUUGGGUGAUGCGAUCGACCGGAAUAUACCGGCUAUAGUUCAAAUGGAGACAUGCUGUGCAAUCAAUAUCUCCUGUGGCUGGUGGCACACGUCGGUACUUGCCGAAUCUCCCACUUGAUACUCUGAACAUUGUUUUGCAGUGCUGUUUUAUUUGGUUGGAUAGAUUACAAACAUGACUCCUUAUUCUGUGGAUUUGAAAACAAUUAUUGUCUAGUACUUAACUAAGUUAUUGUCUCGGCCACCAGAGGUUUUUUAUUCAGGUGGCAGUACUAGAAGAAUGUUUGUUGUAAGCUGACACCAACAUUAA
Messenger RNA from Dioscorea cayenensis subsp. rotundata (Guinea yam), 1806 nucleotides. RefSeq names its product ultraviolet-B receptor UVR8-like. The transcript has 11 exons. Lineage: Eukaryota; Viridiplantae; Streptophyta; Magnoliopsida; Dioscoreales; Dioscoreaceae. Bases 130 to 1617 code for a protein of 495 amino acids. The record is from RefSeq and is a predicted model, not a curated record.